Molecule: messenger RNA, 1237 nt
Organism: Tarenaya hassleriana
Lineage: Eukaryota; Viridiplantae; Streptophyta; Magnoliopsida; Brassicales; Cleomaceae
Product: probable CCR4-associated factor 1 homolog 11
Exons: 1
Coding region: 211-1077 (288 amino acids)
Cellular component (GO): P-body; CCR4-NOT complex; CCR4-NOT core complex
Molecular function (GO): poly(A)-specific ribonuclease activity; nucleic acid binding
Source: RefSeq, a predicted model, not a curated record
ACAUCUCCUCACUCCCUCUUCCACGUCUCCUUCCUCGCAACUCUUCACUCGCCUCUACAUUCACAUAUAUAUACAUGCACAUUCAUUCCCCAGACGCCAUAGCGAAAACAGGACGAAGACGAAUACGAAGACGACGAAGACCCGAUACACGAAUUCGAAGAUUACAACUCGAGUCUCCAUUCGUUUCUCCGUUCUAAUUAAUUGACGAAGAUGCUGAUUGAUUCGGACAGAGAUCUCUGCAAUUCCGGCACGAAACGGGAACCUAACUCGGUCCUGAUCCGUGAGGUUUGGGCGGAGAAUCUGGAAUCGGAGUUCGAGCUGAUCCGAGAGGUGAUCGAUGACUACCCAUUUGUCUCCAUGGACACGGAAUUUCCCGGCGUGAUUUUCAAGGCCGAACCCGCCGUCCUCCGCCGCAACAACCGCCCCUCCGACCUCUACAAGCUCCUCAAGUCCAACGUCGACGAGCUCUGCCUCAUCCAAGUGGGUCUCACGCUGUCGGAUUCCGACGGGAACCUCCCCGAUCUCCGGACCGGAGGCAGGAACCGGUUCAUCUGGGAAUUCAACUUCAGGGACUUCGACGUGGAGCGUGACGCACACGCGCCGAACUCGAUCGAGCUCCUCCGCCGUCAGGGGAUCGAUUUCGACCGGAACCGCCGGGAAGGCGUAGACUCCGGUCGGUUCGCGGAGCUGAUGAUGUCGUCGGGUUUGGUCUGCAACGAGGCCGUGACAUGGGUAACGUUCCACAGCGCGUACGAUUUCGGGUACCUGGUGAAGAUUCUCACGCGCCGCCGUCUCCCCAGCGCGUGCGAGGAGUUUCUCCGGCUUCUGAGGGUAUUCUUCGGACAGAGAGUGUACGACGUGAAACACAUGAUGAGGUUCUGCGAGAAGAGACUGUACGGAGGGUUAGACCGGUUAGCCCGGUCGCUGGAGGUGAACCGUGCGGUGGGGAAAUGCCAUCAGGCCGGUUCGGACAGCUUACUGACGUGGCAUGCGUUUCAGAGGAUGAGGGAUUUGUACUUCGUGGAAGAUGGGCCGGAGAAACAUGCCGGCGUUUUGUACGGUCUGGAGGUUUUUUGAUUGGGGGGAUUAAAUCUAUUGAUUAGUUAAAUUUGUAGUUCAUAAUUCACCUGAAAAAAAUUAAUAAUGACGUGAAAAUAUUCGCAAUUUGUUUAGAAAAUUGUCCAGCUUUGUACAUGGCGGAUGCAUGAGCCAAUACAAUACAACUAAAUUAUUAUUA